GCCGCAAACAAGAGACUAGGAAGACAUUCCCUCCCUCUUCAACAAUCUCCUGAGCGCAUCGAGGAGCAACAUGACGCCGCCUUCAUUCCUCCUCUUCUGCCUCGCCGUGGCGGCACUAGCAUGCUCCCAAGCUUCGGCCCGCAUUGUGGCAAUGUCUGUCUCAAAGAAGCACCAGCGACCAGGCAGGCCCUUUCAGGUGCACUUCCGCACGACAAACUACAUCGCCAACAACGACCAAUAUACAAUCGCCUUUAGCCUCACGCCAAUCAAUCACAAUGACGGCAAGUCUCUAGGCUCGUCUCCGUUCCAGGUCAGCGAUAUCCGCCACGUCAACAAGCGCCCACCUGGGUUCGACGUCAAUGUGACUAUACCUGCCGACUACAGAUUCAACAAUGCCACCGAGUACCUUCAUGCCGCCGUGUUUGGUACCGUAGGGGCGAGCGGGGCCGUCACCGUCGACUACUUCAAUACGACACUCAUCGUCCCAAGGACACCUUCGCCGUCCUCUGCUUCCUCAAUCUCCAGAGAGUAAGAGCUGGCGUAACUGUGGCCCUGCAUACUGUCUUUCGAGGGAUGAGAUGCUCAGUAGUAGCUUAUAUGAAGCAGUGUGUCGCGCUGAUUCUAGGUUGAGACAACAAUGGACAUUUGAU
This is a messenger RNA of Acaromyces ingoldii, 650 nucleotides long. RefSeq lists its product as hypothetical. The record is from RefSeq and is a predicted model, not a curated record. Lineage: Eukaryota; Fungi; Basidiomycota; Exobasidiomycetes; Exobasidiales; Cryptobasidiaceae. The transcript has a single exon. Bases 71 to 532 code for a protein of 153 amino acids.